UAUUUGUUUUUCCGCUACCUCAAAGUGGUUUCUGUUCAGACAGGAAAAAAUCGGCCAGUGGUUUUCCCGACACCUGGAAAGCUAAACGGUGAUUCGGUUUUCUCGAGAAAUUAUUUUCUCAGGAAACAAACUGUUGCAAGAGAACUGUGAUUUUUUUUUUUCUGAGCUCUUAGUUUUGAAUGAGUGAAAAUUAAGAGAAACUUCCAUAUACUGUUUGAGCUCAGCAAAUGUGAAAAGGCCUGUUGCUGUUACAGAUGCUGGAAUGAGGAUCUAGAUUUGGCAAAAAUUUGUUGUUAGGUUUAGUGAUUUUGAAUGCUUGUGGAUUUGUGCAUGGAAACAAGAGAAGGAUUAACUUCAGGGGUUACAGUGAUAGGAGCUGAAGCUCCAUCAACUUAUCAUGUGGCGCCAAGGACUGAAAAUACUAGCCAGAUGGGAUUGGCCGGAGCUGUGUCACCGCUUAGUGUGGGAUUGACUGGAACAACGGAGAAGAAGAAGAGGGGUAGGCCUAGGAAAUAUGGGCCGGAUGGGACAGUAGCUAGGGCAUUGUCGCCAAUGCCAAUUUCUUCUUCAGCUCCACCUGGUGGAGACUUCUCUGGCGGAAAGCUGGGUAAAGUAUGGUUUGAAAAAAAGAAGUACAAGAAAGUGGGAACGGAGAAUUCAGGUGAUUGGGCUUCUACUUCAGUUGGUACAAAUUUUACUCCCCAUGUCAUCACUGUCAAUGCUGGAGAGGAUGUUACUAUGAAGGUUAUAUCAUUUUCGCAACAAGGACCUCGAGCUAUUUGCAUUCUGUCUGCUAAUGGGGUAAUUUCAAAUGUUACUCUUCGUCAACCAGAUUCUUCUGGGGGUACUUUGACAUAUGAGGGCCGAUUUGAAAUACUUUCUUUGUCUGGAUCAUUUAUGCCUACUGAGAGUCAGGGAACAAGAAGCAGAUCAGGGGGGAUGAGUGUCUCCUUGGUGAGCCCUGAUGGUCGUGUUGUAGGAGGAGGUGUUGCUGGACUUCUAGUAGCUGCUAGUCCUGUGCAGGUUGUGGUAGGUAGUUUCCUGCCUGGUAAUCAACAAGACCCGAAACCAAAGAAGCUAAAGAUUGAUUCAGUACCAGCUGCCACUACACCUGCGCCAGCCAUAGUUGCUUCUCCUGUACCUGCUGCAUCUAAUCCAGAAAGAGAGGAGAAUAUGGGUGGAAACAGGCAACAAAAUCCCUCUUCCUUCAGGAGACAAGACUGGACUGCCAUGCAAUCAAUGCAAGACAUGAGAACAUCAGUUACUGAUAUCAACAUAUCUUUGCCAGAAGGUUGAUUUCAUUUGCCUUUGUGUGAGCAUCUCAAGGUGUUUGACUGACUACAUAGAAUGACCAUGGUAUUCCACUCGGAGUUUUAUGUUUCUCAUAUUUUCUAAAUUGUCUGUAAGCUUAUUGAAUCAUUGCUUUAGCAUGAAGUAGAGGCUGGACUGGGAGAUUUGAUUGUUAGGCUAAUUAAAGUAGGCCUCUUUUAGUUUGUGAUGGGUAGAGUAUUUGGAUGUGAACAAUGCUGGUUUGCCUUUUAUAUCUAUUUCUUAGUGACA
Messenger RNA from Hevea brasiliensis (rubber tree), 1560 nucleotides. RefSeq names its product AT-hook motif nuclear-localized protein 7. Gene Ontology annotation, molecular function: minor groove of adenine-thymine-rich DNA binding. Bases 313 to 1296 code for a protein of 327 amino acids. NCBI's taxonomy places the organism in Eukaryota, Viridiplantae, Streptophyta, Magnoliopsida, Malpighiales, Euphorbiaceae. The record is from RefSeq and is a predicted model, not a curated record. The transcript is spliced from 6 exons.